This is a messenger RNA of Momordica charantia (bitter melon), 868 nucleotides long. RefSeq names its product protein INCREASED RESISTANCE TO MYZUS PERSICAE 1. The record is from RefSeq and is a predicted model, not a curated record. NCBI's taxonomy places the organism in Eukaryota, Viridiplantae, Streptophyta, Magnoliopsida, Cucurbitales, Cucurbitaceae.
CAUGGCGUAGUCUCCGAGUCCACCCCCCGCUCUCCUCCCUCUUCUUCCUCCCAUCAACAAGAUGCUGCUGGGGAAGCGUCCUCGCCCUCCGAUCAAGAGAACCGCCAGUAUGACCGGAAUCACGCCGGAUCUACCCGACGUCGAACCAGAAGAGCCGUCCGAUCAAAAUCACGACCUAAUUACUGAUCCCCGCGCCACGGCGGCUGCACAAAUACGCCACCUCGCCAUUCCGGCCCAAACUACCAUCGCCAAUCCAAGAAAUCCGUCGCCACGUGAUCUCGUGCAGCCACCUCCCGAUCACUUCCUCCGCACGUGCGGCCUCUGCAAACGCCGCCUCGUUGCCGGCCGCGACAUCUACAUGUACAGAGGAGACACUGCGUUUUGUAGUUCGGAGUGCAGAGAGAAGCAAAUAAAACAAGACGAGAGAAGAGAGGUGUACGGAGCGGCAGGGUCGAAGAAGAAAGAUGAGCGGCAUGCGCCGUUGUCGACGGCGGCCGGGAGGGGGUCGAGGAAGGGCCAAGACGGUGGCGGCCGCUUAUGAGAGGGACCACAAACAGUUGGACAAGAUUUUCAUUAAUUAAUAUGAUUCCACCACCACCGAUUCCGCCUCCGCCGCUGCCUCUCCGCUCGCCAGCUGUCUAGUUGUUGGAGGUUACUACCAUGUCAUAUGGUAUUUUAAUUUUUCAGUAACUUGUACAAACAGAAUACUUAGAAGAUCUAAAAAGAAAAAGGGAAAUUGAAAAAGCUGUGGGCGAAUUAUUAUUUGAUGUAGACUUUUAUCUUAGAUAUUGUAAUUUCGUGAUUUGGUAUGACUGAAGAGUCUAUAACUACUAUAUACUUUACAGAAUAAAAAAUCUUUUCUUUUUAA